GAGUGAAAGAAAGAGAGAAAGCAACUUGAGAUUAUUAUCAUGUCAUCACCCAUCUUGCCUAGCUAGCUAGACUCUCUCUCUCUCUCUCUCUCUCUCUCUCUCUAUUUUAUGGAGCUGUGAUCAUGAUACAUAUGAUCCAUUUUUCACCUGUUGGUUCUGCAUACUUCUCUCAAUAAUAUAUAUCUCUCUCCUUCCUUUCUCCGGCACAACAAGAACAAAGAAAACUACUCUUCUCAACUAGUUAGUCUUUUUUCUAUAUAUACAUGCAUGGAAUCUGCAAAGGCUCAAAAAGAAGUACUCAUAGGAGAAGCUCAGGCCUCCAAAAAAAGGUGGAGAGAAAAGUUGUAACAGUGAGAAUAGAUACAACAAAUAAUAAUAAUGUUGGGAAAGCUAAAAACGAAGGACCCCCUUCAGAUUUCUGGUCUUGGAGAAAAUAUGGUCAAAAGCCUAUAAAGGGUUCUCCUUAUCCAAGGGGUUAUUAUAGGUGUAGUACCUCAAAGGGUUGUUCAGCCAAAAAACAAGUGGAGAGAUCUAAAACUGAUGCUUCGGUUCUUAUUAUCACUUACACUUGUAGCCAUAACCAUCCUGGUCCUAAUUCUGACAUGAUCAUCAACUCAUCAAAUACAACCGAUCAAGAGCUUAAUAUUACUCGUCAUGAUCAUGAUCAACAAGUUAUAACUAAACAAAAAGAAGUAAGUGAAGGGGCAGUGGAUUCUUCCCACUAUAUAGAGUCACCCCAAAAAGACAUAGUGAUAGACUUUAAAGAAGACCCUUUUCUUGGGGAGCAACUAGAACCGGUCAGGUGCCUCUCACCAACACUACCCAAAUCAAAACCAUCAUCAUUAGAAGAAGAAGAAGAUCAUGAAGAUGAUAAAGAAAAUGAUUUCUUUGAUGAGCUUGAAGAAUUGCCCACCACUACAUCUUUUUCAAGCUUCAUGAGAAGUAGUAGUACUUUCCUUCUUUCCAAUGAGAUAACGAUUCCUCUUGUCCCUUCUUGAUCCAAGUGUUUUUUUUUUCUUUUUUCCCUUAAAGGUAUGUAUAUAAUAUAGGCUAUGUUAUGUAUGUUGUACCUAGCUAGCUACUGCCUUAAGCUAAAGCUAAAAAUGUUAUCACAUUAUGUAUGUAUGAGACAUUUUCCCUCUUGGAUUGGGAGUACGUAGUACUACUUUAUUAAUUACUAGCUUGUUCUU
Molecule: messenger RNA, 1190 nt
Organism: Humulus lupulus (European hop)
Lineage: Eukaryota; Viridiplantae; Streptophyta; Magnoliopsida; Rosales; Cannabaceae
Product: probable WRKY transcription factor 69
Exons: 3
Coding region: 264-998 (244 amino acids)
Biological process (GO): regulation of DNA-templated transcription
Cellular component (GO): nucleus
Molecular function (GO): transcription cis-regulatory region binding; DNA-binding transcription factor activity
Source: RefSeq, a predicted model, not a curated record